Molecule: messenger RNA, 1640 nt
Organism: Austrofundulus limnaeus
Lineage: Eukaryota; Metazoa; Chordata; Actinopteri; Cyprinodontiformes; Rivulidae
Gene: cfap418
Product: cilia and flagella associated protein 418
Exons: 6
Coding region: 77-709 (210 amino acids)
Cellular component (GO): cytosol
Source: RefSeq, a predicted model, not a curated record
AGAACGCUCUGAGCCGUAAUGGACGCUAGCUAGUUAGCUUUGCAGACCCCAAACGCUAGCAGGGGGAUAGAUAAUCAUGGCCGACGAUGACUUGGAUCAGCUUCUGGAUGAAGUUGAGAAAAAGUUUUGUCGUAACGUUUCUGUGGCGUGUUCGGCUCGGAAGGAUGAGAGUGAAAAAUCCCACGAGGACAUGAGAGAACAGAGAAAAGACAGAGCCAUCAAACCUGGGCAGCCCAUGAGCAGUGUCUCUGAGGAUAUCGAUGCUCUUCUGGAAGAACUCCUGGAGGAUGAUUACAGUGAUUCCCCUGCUUCAAAGUUUCAGACAGAACAGUUUGCUAAAGGACCACAAGUGGAGAAGAAGCUCUCAACUCAGUCUGGAGGAAGAAAGUGCUGUCCUGUUUUCCUUGGCGGGAGCUCAGUCACAAAUGGCGUCGGAACAGCUACAUCCAAGAGGUCAUGUGACCAGCUGCGGUGUGUAUCCUGUGACUUCCGGGUGCUGACGUUUGACGAUUCUGAAUGGGAUGCGUCCUGUGAUUACCUGUUCCUGAGGAACAACAUGCCGGACAGUCUGAAGCUCAGAACCAAGCUGAGGAAGAGGAGAGGUUCCCGGGCGUACGGCUGCCAGUGCAGCUGGUCCUCCGCGUCAGAGAUUACAGACGUCAGAGACCGACCUCAGCUCAGAUGGGUCUGUGGCAAACACCAGGACUGAUGUCCAACCUUUAACCUCUACGAACUUACAGUUUAUUCAUAAAGCACAAACAUAUCUUAAACGACUCAAUCACUUAGAGAUGAUUGUUUUUUGAUUUUGCAGUGAUCCAAACAACAAAUGAAGAAAUAUAUUUUGGAAAUGACGUCACAUCCUUCAACUAAAACUCCACAUGUGUAGAUUUGUUACAAUUGCACCACAAGCAGCUGAUCUGCCUCCAUUUGAACAUCUCAGUUCAGUCCGUUUUUGUCUCUAGAUUUUGCUGCCUCUGGAUGAUGGAGCUUCUCAGCCCCCCUCCCUACAGAGGGAGCUCAUUUCAAAACGCUUGUUCCCUGUAAAACAAAUAAUCAUCUUGGUGUUUUUCAGGAAACAAAACUGCGAAAAGAAUCAGGCAAUCUGUUUUUAUUACUGAACGCUGUGUUCUUUGACAAAGUCACAGUUUGGUUGUUGCAGAACAAUGAUUCAGUCAUGAGUGAUGCCUAAACGGGGAGGAGGAACAGGCAGCGGCGGGCCAUUGUUUGCAUCCCACCUGCUGCGUGUGAGUGCUGACUGCAUCACUGUGUUGAUGUGCAUCAUUUCAUUAGGGGGCGACCCAUUUCCAUGCAUUAGUAUUCAUCAGUGAGCUUUAGCUUCAGGCUGACUUUUCACUCAGCGCUGCCUGUGUGUUACACGUGUUUUAUCAUAGUUUUAUCAUGGUUUUAUCAUGUCAUCGGGGAGAAGGAGGCGACCGAAGUCAGGAACGUCACUGUUCACAUUCAGAUAAAAACAACAAAGGCAGCCUUCUCACAUCUGUCCACUUGAGGCUUUUUAGAAGGAGCUAAAAAAAAUUGUGUGUAAGCUCUGUUGGAAAAAGAUGUUCUUUAUUUGUUUUGAUUCAAUAAGCAAUGAAAAAUGUAUUUAAUGACAUAGUAAUAAAUGUCCUCUGUGAAGAAGA